This is a messenger RNA of Rattus norvegicus (Norway rat), 3097 nucleotides long. RefSeq names its product adhesion molecule with Ig like domain 2 (gene Amigo2). Lineage: Eukaryota; Metazoa; Chordata; Mammalia; Rodentia; Muridae. The record is from RefSeq and is marked validated. Gene Ontology annotation, cellular component: plasma membrane; nucleus.
GCGCCACCGGCGGGCCGGCUUUCCCCGCCGCCCACCCCGCUCCCGGCGCGGCCGAGCUCCGGCGGUACCUGCAGCCGAGCCAGAGAGCCGGGGAGCCCUCGCCGCCGCCUCGAAACUCGCCAAAGUUGAGAGGCUGCCGCCCACCGGGAGCUGGAGGGAAGGUGCGAGCGCGCGGGGCGCGAACCGGCAGACGGACGCGCGGACCUUCUGAGCGCACCGCCGUCGGCGGCCUCUCCCGAGCCGCUGCGGCUUCCCCGCGCUGUGAGUGGUCGGCUAGACCGACGGCUGGCUAAGUAUUUCCGUUCAAUUGUUUAUGGGAUGCGAUUGUGUAUUUUUUGUGUCGGCGGAGGGAGUUAAGGCAGAAUGCACCCUUUAAAAACAAAAACAACAACAACAAAAAAAAUCCUGAGUUUCUGAUAGUGAGACUGUUGCAUUGAGAGGAGGUACCUGGAAAUCGUACUGAGUUGGAGUAAUCUAGGAAAAAUGCAUUUAACAGGUUCUUUUUUUUUUAAAGACCCCCCAAUUGGAGAUGGAACCCAUCUCAAAAGUUGAUUGGAACGAAAGCAAUUACGGAAUAACUCUAAGGGGUUAACUAGUGGCAGUUAACUUGUACUUCUCUCCCGUUUUUAAAUGUUGUUACCAGAUUGGUGGGAGGCUGUGCUGGUGAGAAGCGACUGGCAAGAGGCUCAGAGGCGACCAUAAUGUCGUUAAGGUUCCACACACUGCCCACCCUGCCUAGAGCUGUCAAACCGGGUUGCAGAGAGCUGCUGUGUCUGUUGGUGAUCGCAGUGAUGGUGAGCCCCAGCUCCUCAGGACUGUGCCCUACGGCUUGCAUCUGUGCCACUGACAUUGUAAGCUGCACCAACAAAAACCUGUCUAAGGUGCCUGGGAACCUUUUCCGACUGAUUAAAAGACUGGAUCUGAGCUAUAACAGAAUCGGACUCCUGGAUGCCGACUGGAUUCCGGUGUCGUUCGUCAAGCUGAGCACCCUGAUUGUUCGCCACAACAACAUCACCAGCAUUUCCACGGGCAGCUUCUCCACCACUCCAAAUUUAAAGUGUCUCGACUUAUCGUCCAAUAGGCUGAAGUCGGUGAAAAGUGCCAUGUUCCAGGAGCUAAAGGUUCUGGAAGUGCUCCUGCUUUACAACAACCACAUUUCCUAUCUGGACCCGGCAGCGUUCGGAGGGCUCUCCCACUUGCAGAAACUCUACCUGAGUGGGAACUUCCUCACGAAGUUCCCUAUGGAUUUGUAUGUCGGGAGGUUCAAGCUGGCUGAUCUGACAUUUUUAGAUGUUUCGUACAAUCAAAUUGCUUCCAUACCAAUGCACCACAUAAAUUUAGUGCCGGGAAAGCAGCUGAGGGGCAUCUUCCUUCACGGGAACCCUUUCGUCUGUGACUGUUCCCUGUACUCCUUGCUGACCUUCUGGUACCGUAGGCACUUUAACUCUGUGACGGAUUUCAAGCAUGACUACACCUGUCGCCUGUGGUUGGACUCCAGGCACUCCCACCAGCUGUUGCUGCUCCAGGAUAGCUUUCUGAACUGUUCUCACAGCGUCAUCAACGGCUCCUUCCACGCACUUGGCUUUAUCCACGAGGCUCAGGUUGGGGAAAGGGCGAUUGUCCACUGUGACGGCAAAACCGGUAACGGGAACACCGAUUUCAUCUGGGUGGGUCCCGACAACAGGCUGUUGGAGCCGGAUAAAGACACGGGGAACUUUCGAGUGUUUUACAACGGAAGCCUGGUUAUAGAGAACCCUGGUUUUGAGGACGCCGGGGUUUACUCCUGUAUCGCCAUGAACAGGCAGCGCCUGUUGAAUGAGACGGUGGACAUCAUGAUAAACGUGAGCAAUUUCACCAUAAACAGAUCCCACCACGCCCACGAGGCAUUUAACACGGCUUUCACCACCCUGGCUGCCUGCGUGGUCAGUAUCGUCCUAGUGCUACUGUACCUGUACCUGACACCGUGUCCCUGCAAAUGUAGAGACAAGAGACAGAAAAACGCACUGAACCAAAGCAACGCCCAUUCGUCCAUUCUCAGUCCCGGCCCCACCCGGGAUGCCUCUGCUGAGGAUCGGAAGGCAGGUAAAAGAGUGGUGUUUUUGGAGCCCCUGAAGGAUCCAGCGGUGGGACAGAAUGGAAAAGUCAAGCUUGUCCCCAGUGAGACCGUUAUAGCCGAGGGCAUCUUAAAGUCCUCCAGGGCAAAAUCUGACUCAGACUCGGUCAAUUCCGUGUUCUCAGACACACCCUUCGUGGCAUCCACUUAACCGUGUGCCUGUGUUCGUCUGGUGUCGUGAUUUGACCUCUCCCUACCCAACUGCAGUCCACGAAAUUAGUAGCAGGAGAGAAACUGUUUUGUCUUUUUGAGAGAAAACCAAAUGGUGUCUUUAUGAUGGUUGCUAGGAAGUGAGGCAGAGCACCCUGGUUGCUUCCUCGUGCUGGGUAAAGAUCCAGUUGAUUUUGAGAGUCUUAAGUUCCCAGUAACAGCCAUCAGCAUCUUUGAGGAUUUCAGGCUGGCCUGAAGGCGGUAGGACCAGCCAUUAUCUCCUGGUUAUCUCGGAGGGAAAAAAAAUAAAGCUAUGUGUUAGCAUUCUUUAAAAAUAGAACCUUUUAACUUACUAGAGCCAAAGUUGAGCUGAGCUUUUCUUAUUUUUAAGAAAAACACGAGUGGCUUCUUUCCCCUCUAAAAGAUGUAGAAGGAAGAAUCGGUUAUUUAUAGAUCAUAAAGUUAGCAUAGAGGUUUUUCAGCCGAAACCAUCAUUUCGGACCAGGAUAGACACACUAGUAACAUCCACAGAAUCAUGCCACGUCCCAUGGAGUGCACAGGGGCCUAGCUUUUAGCUGUCUUCUCCGUCAUCUCUGUGCUGUAUCCUGGUACAAAAGAUGCCCCCCAAAAAGUUAAAGGUGUCUUUAUGUGUUGCCAAGAGUAUGUGUCACUGCCAAACUGUCUGAGUCACUCCCUACACCCUCACCGCAGCAGACUCAGGUUUGUCCACCUGCGUGUGUAUAUGUAAAACCUUAAGUUCUAUGAAUGGCCGUAUAGACCCCAAUGUACUGUAUUCCAGACAUUUAAAUCAGCGUAAAUACACGUGCUCUGUGA